AUGGCAGACGUCACUCUUCCCGAUGGCGCUGGGUCGCCCAGAGAGGACCCCCCGUCGAGCGCUGGGUCGCAGCCGGCCGCGCCCCUCGAAGCAGCACUUGCCGCACCACCAGUUAUGUCCGAUGAGCUGAAGGGCCGCUUGGACAAAGUCAUUUAUUCUGAUAUCGGUAUUACAACGCUCCUGACGCGAUUGAAGCAAAGCGUCGCAUCCGCCAGAGAUUAUUCGACGUUUCUGAAGAAGAGAGCGGCGCUGGAGGAAGAACAUGCCCAGGGCCUGAGGAAGUUGUCACGCUCUCUUCACGACGCUGCGCAACGAUCCGAGAACCGUCAAGGAACAUACGGGAACAGCAUUAAUGAACUCCACCGCUUUCAGGACCGAAUGGCCGAUCAUGGCCUGCAAUUUUCCGUCUCCCUUCAACAGAUGGCUGACGAUCUCCACGAGCUCGCGUCGAAUAUCGAAAAGGGUCGUAAGCAGUGGAAGCAGACCGGGCUGACUGCGGAGAAGAGGGUUGUGGAAGCAGAAACAGCUGCAGAGAAGGCCAAGGCUAAAUACGACUCACUGGCAGAGCAAUAUGACCGGGUGAAGACGGGCGACAAGCAGGGCGGCAAGUUUGGACUUAAGGGCCCCAAGUCGGCCGCUCAGCAUGAAGAGGAUUUGCUUCGCAAGGUCCAAAACGCCGAUGGUGAUUACAGUUCAAAGGUCCUUGCUGCACAGGCAGCACGGCAAGAACUGGUUUCUACCCAUCGACCUCAAACUGUACUCAACAUCCAGCAAUUGAUCCGAGAAUGUGAUGCUGGUCUUACAUUGCAGCUACAGAAGUUUGCAACAUUCAACGAGAAACUGCUGCUUGGACAAGGAUUGUCCAUCAGCCCUCUGAAGGACAGCCCAACGGUUGGACCCAAGAGCCUCUACGAGAUCAUCUAUACAAUCGACAACCAAAAGGACUACCAUGACUACGUUCUGAGUCACGAAGGAAACCCUGCCGCUGUGACUAAAGACCAGCUCAAAUACGAGUGCCAUCCAACCCUGGCCUCGUCAUCCGGGCCUGUUGUUCCGGCUGCUCAAACCAGCACGCAAAAUAAACGCCAGUCCUUCUUACCUCAGUCUUUCUCUCAACAACGUCUAGCUUCCCCUCAAAGCUCUCCUCAACCAUCACCGGCACCGCCAUCUGCAAUUGCGGCUCCUGUUGAUCAAAAGCCAGCGCUGCCAUAUCCUCAAGAGCCAGAACCGUACUCCAACUUGUCCUUCCAGCCCCCUUACCCUGUCUCUGUACCACCGCCUGCUCAAGAGCACCCAGUGGCCCCGCCUCCCGUCGGGGCACCACCGCCAAGCAAUGGUUUGCCGCCGAUCAAGCCUGUCUUUGGCAUUUCUUUAGACGAUCUGUAUGCUCGAGAUGGAACAGCUGUGCCCAUGAUUGUCUAUCAAUGCUUCCAGGCUAUAGAACUCUUUGGCCUUGAUAUGGAGGGAAUCUACCGGUUAUCGGGCAGUGCAACCCAUAUUAAUCACAUGAAAUCUCUCUUUGAUAACGAUUCGACGCAGGUGGACUUCACCAAUCCCGAGUAUUUCUAUCAUGAUGUCAACAGCGUUGCAGGGUUGCUGAAGCAAUUCUUCCGAGACCUUCCUGACCCGCUUUUCACUACGCAAUUCUACCCCGACUUUAUCAACGCAGCUCGGAUUGAUGAUGACAUUCAACGCCGUGAUUCGUUGCAUGCCCUCGUCAACAACCUUCCUGAUGCCCACUAUGCCACGUUGAGAGCUUUGGUUCUGCAUCUUAACAAAGUUCAAGAGCAUUAUACCCAAAACCGCAUGAAUGCCGGAAAUAUCGCUAUCUGUUUUGGGCCGACUCUUAUGGGCGCCAAUUCUACCGGCGCCAUCGCGGACGCCGGCUGGCAAGUCCGCGUUAUCGAGACAGUCUUGAUCAAUACUUUCCAGCUCUUUGACGACGAUUGA
Aspergillus chevalieri is the source of this 1950-nucleotide messenger RNA. It is a transcript of the gene rgd1, whose product is annotated as putative Rho GTPase activator (Rgd1). The coding region runs from base 1 to 1950 and encodes 649 amino acids. Gene Ontology annotation, cellular component: cytoplasm. Lineage: Eukaryota; Fungi; Ascomycota; Eurotiomycetes; Eurotiales; Aspergillaceae. The transcript is spliced from 9 exons. Gene Ontology annotation, biological process: regulation of GTPase activity; signal transduction. The record is from RefSeq and is a predicted model, not a curated record.